Molecule: messenger RNA, 2911 nt
Organism: Phoenix dactylifera (date palm)
Lineage: Eukaryota; Viridiplantae; Streptophyta; Magnoliopsida; Arecales; Arecaceae
Product: protein CELLULOSE SYNTHASE INTERACTIVE 1-like
Molecular function (GO): protein binding
Source: RefSeq, a predicted model, not a curated record
CAAACUGCCCUCCCUCUUCUAGAGACCAAAAUAACCCAUGGUUAAUCUGUAAUUACCAGCGUUGGAGAGCUCAAUUACCACUGCUCAAAAGAGAAAGAUCCAUUAACAAACGGAUAAGAGAGUCACAGAUGAAUGGAUAACUGGGAUUGACAGAUUAGACAACAGCAAACAAAAUCCACAGCUUAUAGGUUCCUCUUUCUGCCAAGAAAGCCACAUAAACCUCUCCUAUUUCCAGCCAGAGCCUCCAAAAUUCCAAGAGAACUUGGCGACCGAAGCUGCAGGAAGAUGGUUCCAUCCCCAUGAAGUCAGAGAUGAAAGAAAAGGAGGAAGAGAUCAGUCUCUGCCAAGCAUUGGAGCUCUUUGAUUCUGUAAUCUCCUCUUCAUACUCCAUUCAAUUCUUCCCUAACAAAUGGCAGCUGAUCCGGGACAAGCUCGAGCAGCUGCGCUGUGGCCUAACCGCUGUGGCCGAUGGCAAUGAUUUCAACAUCAAUUCAGAGCUCAGCAUACUGUUGCAAGCUGCAGCACGGACCGCAAACGAGGCCCGAGUGCUUGCACACCGAAGCAGCGAUGAGUCCUAUAAUGGCGGGAAGCUCCUCCUAAGAAGUGAUCUUGAUGUCGUCACUGCCAAGCUCGAGCUCCACAUCAAGCAGCUCACUGAAGUAUAUGCUUCUGGUAUUGUGAGGCACUCCCAAGCCAUUAUCCUGUCGAGGCCCAGUGCUGGCUCAAGCCGUGAGGACAUGAGGUUCUACGUGAAGGAUCUGUUCUCAAGACUAAAGAUUGGGGACUUGGAGAUGAGAACUAGAGCCUUAGCUGCUCUGAAUGACAUCCUUCAGGAGGAUGAGAAAUAUGUAAGGAUUGUGGUAGCUGAAAUGGCUGAUGGUGUUAGUCUCCUGGUGAGGCUUCUUGAAGCUGGGGAUAUGGGCAUUGCAGAGGAGGCACUGCUCGCAGUUUCAGCGAUUGCGGGGUUCGACGCCUUCCGUGGAGCUCUUGUAACAGCUGAUGCUGUCGUACCUCUAAUUCAAAUUCUGGAAACAGGAAGUGAAUUGGGGAAGGAGAGAGCAGCUCAAGCUCUGAAGAAACUGACAGAGAAUUCGGACAACGCAUGGUCGGUCGCAGCGCAAGGAGGUGUUACCACACUGCUCAAGAUCUGCGGCGAUGUCGAUAGCAGCGGAGAAUUGAUUCGCUCAGCUUGUGGCAUAUUGAAGAGCCUCAGCAGUGUCGAUGAGAUCAAGAGGUUCAUGUUGGAAGAAGGGGCAGUCCCUAUUUUUAUGAGGCUCUCAAGAUCGAAGGAGGAGGUGUCCCAAAUCCAAGCCAUAGAAUUCUUAGCUGCCAUUGCUUGUGGGGAUGACGCCAUCAAAGAGGUGGUGGUAAAAGCAGGGGUGGUUGAGUCACUUAUUAAGGUUUUGGACCCAAAUUCUCAUUAUUCUUCAAAGGCAAGAGAGGCUGCUCUCAGGGCUAGUGAUGCAUGCUGCUUCUCAUCUUCAACUUCCAUGAAUUUGUUGAUGGCCUCUGGAUUUCUCCAUCGAGUUCUCUUCUUUUUGAGAAAUGGUGAGAUCUCCGUCCAGGAAUCAGCACUCAAGGUUGCGUCUCGUCUCUGUGGGCUGUCUGAAGAGGCUAAGAAGGCUAUGGGUGACGCCGGGUUUAUCCCAGAGCUUGCGAAGCUACUUGAUGCUAGAUCUUUCGAGGUCCGAGAGUUGGCGGCUGAGGCAAUCUGCGGCAUGGUCUCAAUUCAGAGAAACCGAAGAAAAUUCAUUCAAGAUGACCAAAAUGUGAACCGGAUUCUCCAGCUGCUCAAUCUCGAAGAGAAGACGGUGACAAAGAAGUUCUUGCUCCCUGCUCUCAUGUCCUUAGUGGAGAGCAGCAGCGGGCGGAAAAAGAUCAUGGCUUCAGAGUAUGUGAAGCAUCUGGAGAAGCUUGCAGAGGCUGAUGUUACAGUUGCAAAGAAGAUCGUGAAGAAGCUUUCCAGUAACAGAUUUCUGAGUACACUGACCGGAAUUUGGAGCUCGUGAGCAAUAUUGGUGCAGGCAGGCUGCUUCUUUAGUGAAAAGAUACAUCUCUAAUUCUGUAACCAUGGGUGUAACAAUCUCUGGCUAUCAGUCAGUCAGCAAUUGUUAGCUCAGUCGGUCGGAACAACCGGUUUUGGAGGGCGUCUAGGGUUCAAAUCCUGGCUGUUCCUCGAGCAAAAUGUUCUGAAUCUUUUCCUGCAGCAACCAUAUAGCUUGGAAGUACUAAGGAGUUUUCUACACUCCGCUGAAAACAUGUAAUUUUAUAUCUCAAUAAUAUGCAACCAAAAAGAGCAACGGAGUCCAAAUAGAGAGGCAGAAGAAAUUCCAAGCCUGUUGCCAAAACAGAUGGACAGCAAAACAGAUCCAUGACUGAUUAAACAGAAGAGAGCAGAAUCCGUCAUCGAAAAGAGCACAAGGGUUCAAGGAGAGUUUGUUCCAUCUCAGGUGUAUAGGGAGGCACCAGAAGACCAAUAACUCGCUUUUCACCUUUGCCUCUUUUCAUUUCUCUAGCAAACAUAUUCAGCUGCUCUGGUUCUGAAAACGAGUCAUGCAUGUUUAUUUAGGAAAAUAUUCCAAUUGUUCUGUGCAAUUACAUAUCACAUAAUAAAAAUGGUGUUUUAAAUUAUUAAAUACUAUAGUUUUGGUUGUGGUAGUAGGAAGGAAGGAAAAAUUUGCAAAUGCUAAAGGUUAGGGAAGCUGCCACAUUCAAUCACUUAUUCAUGGAAAGUGGAUCAUAUCGGCGGAAGGAAGAGAAGGAAUCAGAAAUUUGUUUGUUCACUUCUAAAUCAACUCUACGUUUCUUUUGUCGACGAUGGAAUCGGCAUUUCUUACUGUGUGCUAUGAUGAUCCAUUAGUUCAUUUUCUGAUCUUAAUGCAGCCCUAUUAUACAUGUGAUGUUCUAUACA